Didymodactylos carnosus is the source of this 1785-nucleotide messenger RNA. The record is from the annotation of a GenBank genome assembly. NCBI's taxonomy places the organism in Eukaryota, Metazoa, Rotifera, Eurotatoria, Philodinida, Philodinidae.
AUGGAUAAGGGUGUUACGAAUAUAACAACAACUAGUCAACGUACAUUGGAAAUUGGUACUGGUACACCGAGAGAAACUAGUAAAAUUGCAUGGAAGUUGUCAAUGCUACGGUUAUUUUUUUUUACGACGACCACCUUCAUUGUGUUACUAUUACCAUCUAUUAUUACGAUAGUAACUAGUAGUACGUUUUCAACAAACGAAGCUGUAAGUUGGGCUGAAGUAACAGCUUCGAGGUUAGUUAGUUGUUAUUGCAAUCAAUUAUCUGGUUUAUGGAGGAAUGAAUUACCAUGGCAAUCCGGUAAUACAUUGGAAACACUUGCUAAUUUUGUAUCUUUACUAGAUUCACCUCUAAGGUAUGUUUUUUAUCAAACAUUUAUAAAAACAGACAUUUUUGUUGGCGGUAAUUGCUAUGAUGAUCAUCAAUGGUGGUUGCUAGGUUGGAUACAGGCAUAUAGUGUUGAUCCAAAUAUAAAUUAUUUACAUCGUGCAGCAGAUAUCUAUGAUAUCGUUGUAAAAAGAGCAUGGAAUACAAGGCAAUGUGGUGGUGGUAUUCACUGGUGUCCACUGAAUUCGUAUAAAAAUGCAAUCACUAAUGAAUUAUUUUUAAUCAGUAGUAUGCGUUUACAUCCUUAUGCUACACUCCUCGGUAAAUCAUCGACAUAUUAUCUUGAUUGGGCUUUAAAAGAAUGGCAAUGGUUUGAAAAUAGUGGGAUGAUUAAUAAUGACUACUUGAUUAAUGAUGGAUUAAGGUUGCAGUCUUGCCAUAUUAUGAGUGACGCUGCAUAUUUAUUCUGCUACAUUGAACGUUUUUUACUGUCCCAUACUAGAUACCAUAUCUCCGCUAUUGAAUUGGAAUACUGUUUUCGUAAGAAAAAAGCUUGUGAAAAAUUAGCUGUACAUAAUCAAAGUGAGACGAUUAAUCUGUUAACGGAACAAUUCCCUGAAAGAGAUCAUAGGAGAGAUGCAGAUUCUUUAAUCUCUAAAACUUGUGUGAAUAAUAAUGGAACUACAUGGACAUAUAACCAAGGUGUCAUCUUAUCAGGCUUAGCACUAUUAUAUAAUGCUACAAAUAAUGCAACAUUAAUUAGUAUUGCACAAAAGAUAGCCGAUGCAGUAAUACAACGAUUAACAUAUUCAAAUGGUAUAUUAAAAGAACCAUGUGAACCCACGUGUGAUAAUGACCAGAAACUAUUCAAGGGCAUAUUUGUUCGCCAUUUGAGUUAUCUAUUGCUUUAUGUCACCGAUACGUUUCAAAGACAAAAGUAUACUUCAUUUUUACAACAGAAUGCCAUGUCUCUUUGGUCUACAAAUCGAUGUGAACUGGAUGAAUUAUUUGGCUUAGUUUGGAAUAAUGAAUCGUCUAAUAGUUGUGAGUCAUCACGAAAUACUGCUACGACUUCAGCCGGAUUGGAUCUGAUGAUAUCUGUUGCAAGAGUCGAACCGCAAACAAUAACAUCAUCAAACUGGAUGUUACUCGGUCUAGGCAACUGUGUAGAUUAUGAAAACUUCACUAUGCCAAAUUUUUACAGAAAUGAAGUUAACGAAAGUGUCUGUCGUAUGACAGCAAACGAAGACAGUGGCGCGGUUGCAUAUGAUUAUCACUUAAACUGUAUCGGCGUGGGGUUCUGUCGUAUACGUACAUUGUCUGAUCGACAUCAGACACCUUCAGGAUGGACAUAUGAAAAUGGAACUGCACGCUAUGUUACAUGUACUGAUAAAAUGGCACUUGCAAACUGUUUUCUAAGAAGGAAUCAGACGUCACGAUAUUAUUUACUUAAAAAUUAA